Messenger RNA from Suillus fuscotomentosus, 1244 nucleotides. Its product is annotated as Sld5-domain-containing protein. The transcript has 6 exons. The record is from RefSeq and is a predicted model, not a curated record. Lineage: Eukaryota; Fungi; Basidiomycota; Agaricomycetes; Boletales; Suillaceae. Gene Ontology annotation, cellular component: GINS complex. The coding region runs from base 1 to 762 and encodes 253 amino acids. Gene Ontology annotation, biological process: DNA-templated DNA replication; double-strand break repair via break-induced replication.
AUGGACGUCGACGAUGAUGACUUUUUCACGAACCUCGACCGACCGGGCCGUGCUGCUAACAAUAACACCUUUCAGGAGCGACUUCGACGAGCCUCACGAGACGACGACGGUGCAGAAAUACCAGAUGCACCUCCCUUCAUGUUCGAGGAAGAAGAAGAAACGCCACUACAGCAACUCAUAAGACAUUGGAUGAACGAGCGGCACUCGCCUGAUAUUCUCCCAAAUGAAGGAGAGUUAUUGGCAGGACUGCUUGACCACAUCAGGAGUCAGUCUGAGACUGUGCAGCUCCUUCGCACAGACCCCUCAUCCUCUGAGGAGGAGCACUUUCGCAUCGUGCUCGUUCAGACGGAGGUAGAACGAGUCAAAUUCAUAGUGAGGUCAUACCUCCGUACCCGUCUAUUCAAGAUCGAGAAGUUUGCUCGGUAUAUCAUGACCAACCCUCAAGUCCAGCAGCAACUCUCAGAAAGUGAAGUCGAGCACGCGCGUCGGUUUGCCCGUUUGACUGAUCAACAUUUCUACCAUUCGGUUCUGCAGAGUUUGCCAGAGACCCAGCAGACCCUUGAUGAUCAACCUCCUUUUGUACCUUCUAUGGUUACUGAACCAGAUAAGGGUCGUGCAGUCUUUGUACUUGCUCGACAGGACUGUCCACCAGUGCGGCUGCCAGAUGGGACCGCAUUAGAUAUGCGGAAAGGACAUAUAUCUUUGACCCCGUAUUCGGUGGUGGAGCAAUUGGUUGCUCGAGGGGAGGCAGAACUUGUGUAGGUCCUAGAUUAUGCUGUACAGUACAACUGGUCAGAUAUGAUGGACGAAGGGAUAUGGGAUAUGAUGAGAAUGAUAAAUAUCACAAAGCUGUUACAGCGCACACUUCACACCGAACACCUUUGUCACCGCGGUACGUAUGGCAUGUCAUCCUCGCCAUCAUCACUCCGUCGGUGCCGGGGACGAGACGAUGACUCUUCACGGGCAUCAUCAUCGUCUUCCAUUCGAGGAUCUCCUUCCUCAGACUUUACUUCUCCCAUCGUCUCUUCUGGCACACCCUCCAUGUCAACAUCCUCUUUCUUUUUCCGCCGCCUCUUUGGGCCAUCCCCAGAUGCCACCCCGUUUUUCUUCGCUUUGCUCCUCUUUCGCUUCGCGUUUUCUGCUGCCUCAGCUUGUAGGUCGAUGGUACCGCCCGCCGAAGGGUCGGGUACAGAUUCAACUAUUUCCUUUAAGAAAUCCAACAUCUCUGUUGUUUCGAUCGCAUG